Molecule: messenger RNA, 744 nt
Organism: Arabidopsis lyrata subsp. lyrata
Lineage: Eukaryota; Viridiplantae; Streptophyta; Magnoliopsida; Brassicales; Brassicaceae
Product: pentatricopeptide repeat-containing protein At2g20710, mitochondrial
Exons: 1
Coding region: 1-744 (247 amino acids)
Cellular component (GO): mitochondrion
Source: RefSeq, a predicted model, not a curated record
AUGGAAUCCGAAGGAGUACCGAUUCACAAGAUGUUAGCUUCUUACAUAUCAGAAUUUGACGUAACGGGAAUGGAAAAGUAUUUGAACAAGUUAGAGGAGAAAAGACCAAAGGGAUUUGCUUUAGCUAUGCUGCGUAAGUCAGAGCCGUUACUGGUUACUAAUGAGUAUUACGACAUCCUCGGACCAAUUAGAGUCUUUGGGGCUCUCAGGAUACUGUAUAGGCGUUUCGGAGAAAAGGAAGACCUUCGGCGUUUGUGGAACUUAGCUAGGGACAUGAAAGCGUUUAAGUUCAUCAAUGAAUAUAUUUGCACGAUUCUGGCGUUUUGGUUGAAAGACGAUAUCGAAGGGGCUCACCAAGUUCUUGAAGAGUGGGAUACCGGAGAACAUCGUUAUUUUGAAGUCAAGAUAAAAGAUAUUCUGGAUUUUUCUCAGUGCAGAAAACUUGUGAUACAAGGCACUGAGUUGAUGGUGAAUGGCAUGUUCGAAGAACAUAAGGAAGAGGAGGAGAAUAAGAAGACGGCAAUGGAGGUGAGGCUUAACGGAUGGGACCCAAAGAAAAAUCUUGCUUUGUCUGCGUACGCAUGUGUUCAAUAUGUGGAGGGCCAUAGAGACAUUGAGAGUACAGUUGAUGUUUUGAGAUUGUUGGGGAAGCGUGAGUCACAAGAUGCUAUUAUGGGUGAAGACCGAUUGAGUAGGAAAUUGGUGGAGGCAAUGAGAGGAGGAGGAUACGUUGGUGAAGUUUGA